Aphanomyces invadans is the source of this 1736-nucleotide messenger RNA. RefSeq lists its product as hypothetical. Gene Ontology annotation, cellular component: VCP-NPL4-UFD1 AAA ATPase complex. Gene Ontology annotation, molecular function: polyubiquitin modification-dependent protein binding. NCBI's taxonomy places the organism in Eukaryota, Oomycota, Saprolegniomycetes, Saprolegniales, Verrucalvaceae. Bases 12 to 1373 code for a protein of 453 amino acids. The transcript has 6 exons. The record is from RefSeq and is a predicted model, not a curated record.
CGCGUGGAAGGAUGGACUUUGACCUGGGGACGCGCGGCAAGAAGCUCCAGAAGGAGCAAGCGGCACGACGAGAAGCUGCUCGACUAAAGAUAGAGCGGGAGAAAGCCCUUGCCGACAAAGCGAACCAGCUGCGACGAGAAAUGGACGCAGAAUCACAACGUCGAAGGGACGAGCAGGCACAACAGGCUGCAGCAGAAGAAGAGCGACGCCUGAACGAGCAGCGCGUUACCGGUGGUAUCACGUACAAAAAGACUUUGCGUGCAGUUCCCAUCGCGAACGACGGCGACAAAGUCACCCUUCCAGUGUCCGCGUUGGAGGAGCUGAACCCGCAAAACGCUUUGGAUUUGGGCGUGUUUACUUUCGAAUUGGUAGCAAAUGGACGCACUAGCCACGCUAGCGUGUUGGAGUUCGUGGCCGACGAGCAUACGAUCGGAAUUCCGCCCAAAGUCGCCCGAUCGCUGCACCUUGACGACGCGGUUGUCGACAUCUCGGUGCGCUUUGUGCGUUUGACCAAAGGUCGUGCAGUGAGGUUGCAGCCACUCGGAGACGGGUUUGGCGACCGUCAACUCGACAUUAAACACCUCCUCGAGCGCACGCUGCACACCCACACGACGCUGACCGAAGGCGACAUCCUCCUUGUUCGUCACGGCAAAAUGACGUUUGAUGUGGCCGUGAAGAAUAUCGAUCCGGAACCGCAGGUGACCAUCCUCAACGUGGACUUGGAAGUCGACUUGCUUCCAAGCGAAGCCGUGGAACGACGACUCGCCGCCAAGCAGCUUGCUGAGCAACAAAAACUCGCGGCAGAGCAAGCCCUGCAACGCAGCAUCCAGGAAGCCGCCCAACGUCAAACCGAUGCGCUGGCGCGCCUUCCCGACGAAGCACCCGCGAACGAAGGCAUUAAGCUUAUGCUUCGAACGCCAGACGGGUCCCAGCACGUUCGCCGUUUUCACCUGUCCGACUCUGUCACCAGCGUGUAUGAUUUCAUCACAAGCGCGACUGGUAUGGACCCGCUUACGUUCCGUGCAACGACAAACUACCCCCGACGAGUGAUUGAGCACUCGACGAUGCAGCUCAAGGACGUUGGUUUUGUCGGACGCCAAGAAGCGGUGUUUGUGGAGCGCAUGACGACACCGCCCCCGGAACCCGUCGCGGAAGUCACAGAUGUCGACAUGGGGCCCGGCGGCAAGGAAAACGUUCCGACAUUGGAGACGCCAUGGGGGGCGGCGCUUGCCCAGUGGGAGACAAAACAAGAUGAGGUCCGAGACUACAUGUUCGAUGUCGGAGUGGGCUGGAUGCUGUCCAAGUGCUUUUCUGUUGGCUGGCAACCGCUUUCAUGGUCACGGUCGUAUUCAUUUGGAAUGUCGAUGCUGUAGGCACUGUUCACCUCCGACGCUGUGCCAGUCCAUGCCAUUGAACCUGUGUUGCCGACCGACGUGAAUGGCAGUAAGUGGGGCGCCCAGCUCACCGAGCUCGAAGCGAUGGGUUUUGUUGACCGCGACUUGAAUGUGCAAAUCCUAGAGAAAUACCAAGGCCGUCUGCUGCGGGUCGUCAACUACUUGUCGGAGCUCGCCGUGCAAGACUAAGCGAUAACAAGGCAGUGCUGCCGUCGAAAGAUAUCUCCGUUCGUGAAAAAUACGUCAACCAUGCUAAAACAUGUCGGCGAUCUCUUCGAGUUCUCGGGCCUGCCGAAUGGCGCGCUCGUGUGCCCGUUUGAGAUCGUCGACGUUUGUGGACCA